Molecule: messenger RNA, 5016 nt
Organism: Solea senegalensis (Senegalese sole)
Lineage: Eukaryota; Metazoa; Chordata; Actinopteri; Pleuronectiformes; Soleidae
Gene: pcdh10b
Product: protocadherin 10b
Exons: 5
Coding region: 551-3601 (1016 amino acids)
Biological process (GO): homophilic cell-cell adhesion
Cellular component (GO): plasma membrane
Molecular function (GO): calcium ion binding
Source: RefSeq, a predicted model, not a curated record
AACAGCAUCAGUAGAGAGCGAAGUGGAGGAGAGAGACCGCAGUGAGGGAGCAAGCUGCCAACUGGACAGAGCCAAAGAGAGAGAGAGAGAGUAGAAGAAGAAAGAAAAUAAAAAGAGAACAAGUGUGUCACAUGUUUUCCGAUUAGGGAUCAUCUCUGAGUAAAACAUGUGUUUGAUAUUUUUCUAGUAUGGAUUAUGUUUCUUUUUUCUCCAACACUGGCUUCAUCGCUCCAGUGGCUUCAGUGGAAUGUGCGCUGUAGAUUCUCCGGGACGCAGCUGAAAAGCAAGACCGUGGAGCUAAAAUAGAAAAGAAAAAAUAAUUAUUCAGUCAACAAAAGUCUUUAUUUUGCCCCUGUUCUAUUGGGACAUUUUUCCUGGAUCCUUUGCGCAUUUUUGGAGACUUUUACGCAUUUUCUGGAGACUUUUACGCAUUUUGGAGACUUGUACCUCGCGCUUGAAAUGUGUGAUGGGAAAUGACAUUUUGUGCACCUACAGGGGAUAACGAGGUGUAUGGUCUUUUUUCUGCCUAAGUGCACUUGUUUUUCCGGCGAUGAUUGUGCUCGUGCUUGCCCUGUGCCUCGCGGAUGGAGCGCUUUCUCAGAUUCGCUACUCUGUGCCGGAGGAGGCAGACCACGGUACCUUGGUGGGGAAUAUCGCCGAAGACCUGGGUCUGGACCUUACCAAGCUGGCGUCGCGCCGCUUCCAAGUGGUGCCCAGCUCUCGCUCGCCAUAUCUGGAGGUGAACCUGGAGAACGGCGUCCUGUUUGUGAACGAGAAAAUCGACCGGGAGCAGAUAUGCAAGCAGAGCGCCAGCUGCCAGCUCAACAUGGAGGUGUUCCUGGAGAAUCCGCUGGAGCUGUUCCGUGUGGAAAUCGAGGUUGUGGACAUCAACGACAACCCACCCAGCUUCCCGGAGACGGACAUCACGGUGGAGAUCUCAGAGAGCGCCACUCCGGGCACCCGCUUCCCGCUGGAGAGCGCAUUCGACCCGGACGUGGGCUCUAACGCAUUACGCACGUACGACAUCACCACUAACAACUACUUCUACCUGGAUGUGCAGACCCAAACGGACGGGAACAAGUUCGCGGAGCUGGUGCUGGAGAAGCCAUUGGACCGGGAGCAGCAGGCGGCGCACAGGUACGUGCUGACCGCGGUGGACGGCGGUCAGCCGCCGCGGACUGGCACCGCGCUGCUGGUUGUUAAAGUGCUGGACUCUAAUGAUAAUGUGCCAGUUUUUGACCAGCCUGUCUAUACAGUAAGUCUCUCUGAGAACGCACCAGUGGGCACGCUGUUAAUUCAACUGAAUGCCACCGACCUGGACGAGGGACUGAACGGGGAAGUGGUUUACUCCUUCAGUAACCACAUCUCCAGUCGCGUAAAGGAUCUGUUCAGCAUUGACCCGCGCACCGGGCGCAUCGAGGUGCGUGGAGAGGUAGACUUUGAGGAGAGCAGCAUCUACCAGAUUUUCGUCCAGGCCAAGGAUAUGGGGCCAAACGCCGUCCCCGCGCACUGCAAAGUGCUGGUCAAAGUCUCUGACGCCAACGACAAUGCGCCGGAGAUCACCUUCAGCACCGUCACAGAGUCCGUGAGCGAGAAAGCGGCUCCGGGCACAGUGAUCGCUCUCCUCAGUGUGACAGACCGGGACGCGGAGGAGAACGGCCAGAUCAACGUGGAAAUCCUCGGUGACGUCCCUUUUAAAUUAAAAACCUCCUUCAGGAAUUAUUUCACCAUAGUGACAGACGGGCCGUUGAACCGAGAGCAGGCGGAGUCCUACUCGGUCACUGUGGUUGCGCGGGAUAAAGGGACUCCCCCACUCACCACCAGUAAGUCUAUCAGAGUCCAGGUGUCAGACGAGAACGAUAACGCGCCCACUUUUACGCAGCAAAUCUAUGAUGUGUAUGUGACAGAGAAUAACGUGCCAGGGGCGUACAUACACGCUGUGACGGCCCUAGACUUAGACGUGGGGCAGAACGCGCUCAUCAGCUACUCCAUAUUAGAGUGUGACAUUCAGGGGAUGUCAGUCAAAACGUAUGUGUCAAUCAAUGAAGAGACAGGAUAUCUGUAUGCACUCAGGUCUUUUGAUUAUGAGCAGCUGAAGGAUUUCACGUUCAUGGUCCAGGCCAACGAUGCGGGCACCCCAGAGCUUUCCUCCAAUGCCACAGUCAAAGUCAUCAUUGUGGACCAGAAUGAUAACGCCCCAGUGGUGCUGGCCCCCGUGGGGAAGAAUGGCACAGCCAGGGAGCCACUGCCCCGCUCGGCUGAGCCAGGCUACCUGGUGACCCGCAUAGUGGCCAUGGACGCGGACGAUGGCGAGAACGCCCGGCUGUCCUACAGCAUCCAGCGGGGGAACGAGAAUGGCAUGUUCAGGAUGGACUGGAGGACGGGCGAGCUCCGCAUUGCAAGGCGUGUGUCACCCAAGCGAGACCCCCACCAGCUAUACGACCUGCUCAUUGAGGUGAGAGACCAUGGCCAGCCACCACUGUCUUCCAGUGCCAGUGUCAUGGUGGUACUGGUGGACAGUGUGGUGGAAGGCCACGGCGGUGCUGACCGAGGAAGCAGUGCCAAGGCCAAAGAUGGCACCCUGGACCUCACGCUCAUCCUCAUCAUCGCCCUGGGCUCAGUCUCCUUCAUCUUCCUCCUGGUCAUGAUUGUGCUGGCCGUGCGUUGCCAGAAGGACAAGAAGCUAAACAUUUACACGUGCCUGACCAGCGAGUGCUGCCUGAGCUGCAGCUCCUGCUGCUCUCAGCAGAGCCGGGCCCGCAAGAAAAAGCUCAGCAAGUCAGAUAUCAUGCUGGUGCAAAGUGCUGUAAACGUGAGUGGAGCCAGUACAGCGCAAGUCCCCGUGGAGGAAUCUGGAAGCUUCAGCUCCCACCACCAAAACCAGAACUAUUGCUACCAGGUAUGUCUGACACCAGAGUCUGCCAAAACCGACCUCAUGUUCCUAAAGCCACGUAGUCCGUCUAGGAGCACAGACACCGAUCACAACCCGUGUGGGGCCAUAGUGACAGGGUACACAGACCAGCAGCCUGACAUCAUAUCAAAUGGCAGCAUUUUAUCAAACGAGGUCAAACACCAACGUGCUGAGCUCAGCUACCUGGCUGAUAGGCCGAGACGUGUUAACAGUUCGGCGUUCCAGGAGGCCGACCUGGUCAGCUCCAAAGACAGUGGCCACGGAGACAGCGAGCAGGGGGACAGCGACCAUGACGCCACUAAUCGAGGCCAUUCCUCCGGUGCUGAUCUGUUCUCCAACUGCACAGAGGAGUGCAAGGCUCUGGGCCACUCGGAUCGCUGCUGGAUGCCGAGCUUCAUGCCCUCUGAUGGGCGCCAGGGUCCGGACUACCGCAGCAACCUCCACGUGCCUGGGAUGGACUCUGUCCCCGACACAGAGGUAUUUGAAAGCCCAGAGCAAACGGCCGAUGUGUCAUUCUCCACCUUUGGCAAAGAGACGCCUCUCAGUCAUCAACACCUCCACCACCAUCUCCUCCAAAACCAUCACCUCAGCCACCACAGCUUCCUAGAGAGGAAAGAGUUGGAAGCUUUACUGCCUAGCUCCAGAGCUCCCUGUAACUCAGCUCAUUUAACGAGGAAAAGGAUUUGCUAGCUCCUUUCGCGUGGACAUAUCAGAAACCGCGUGACUUUGCACAAUCACUCCCCCACGACGACCAAGGCUGUAAAACAACAACGACAACAGAAGGAGCAUUAUGUCUUCAAUCCAUUUUGCCCCUCAUCGAUCCUCACCUAGCAAAAAAUUCUGAAAAUAUAAAUCACACCCAAAAUGAGGCCCCUCCCACUCCCACAACGUCCACACUGAGGGACUACGAGUUCAACCCUGCCCUGUCUGGAGUUUCAUGGAUCACUGCCGGGACUUCGGAGGCACCCCUGUCUCAGUACGACGACACAUUUGGACACGGAAGAGAGGGGGUGGACGGAGGCAGGCAGGUACACGGACAGCCUUACUAGGAGGAGCUUAUUGUCUCAGCGGGACUGAGAAUCAAACAGAGGAUGUAGAGACAGAGUCGACGGAGAUGUGAAAUAACUGGUCACUGAUUUUGCCGUCCUUUUCCAAUCUGCGUGUGCCUGUUUACAGCACGGAUGUAUACAUCUUUGAGGAGAAAAAAAAAAAUGUGAGGACUGGGACAUGGAAACUGAGGAUGAAGUGAAAUGAGAGCCAGACAGAGAAACCACCACUGAGCCCUUUAGGCAUUUGUACUCGCAAACUGAGACGCCAAAUUGUACAGGAGAAUCUUUGUGCAUUACAAAAUGCAAUACCACACUUUUAGAUUUUUCUAUUCCGUUAAUGUGGUCAGGUGUCUCUAUUCUGAUCUACGUCAAAGUUUGUAAGAAAAGAUUGUGGGCAGACUUUUUUUUAUUAUUAUUUAUGUUUUUUUUUUUUUUUUCUUUUUGUAUUUUUUCAGUUUUUUCUUUUUGUUUUUUUUUUUGUUCACCAUAUCGUGGGCUUGGACAGUGUUUGGCCUGCACUUUUCUGAUUCUGAGGUGUCCAGUAGUUUCUAUCAUGUGUGAGAAGUGUUUACUGUACUCUUUUAAAAAGUUUCAAGCUGAAUAUAAAACUCUAUAUAUAAAUCCAUCUAUAUCUACAUGUUCUGAAGGCGUUCUUAUCCAUUCGCUCAGCUCUGAUUCAGAGGUUUGAAUCCUCCUGAAGAAGAAGGCUUGCUUUUGUUGUUUGUUUUCCCAUUGGGAGACAUAAAGUCAGAACAGAACAGUAGCUCUCAUUGUUUGACAUUAUUUCAUUUUUUUUCCACUUUUGGAUAUUGAUAAAGGUCAUGUCUAUAAAUAAAAAAGGUAAUAAUUUAGAUUGAAAUCAGUGGUAAUUUUGUGUCAUUGUAACCAAAAUUUAAGGGUUCAUUUAUAAAGAAAGAGAACAAUAACACAUGGCCAAAUGCAGCAGGUGUUGUACACAGUGCAGUUGGAAUCCCGUCGACACACAUUUCUUUCUCACAUUUGCAAACACAAACACACCAAUAUGCCGACAAUAAACGGACAAAAUGGCGAAAAAAA